CCGCACCUCCCAUCUCCCGCCUCUUAUCGACUCUGUCCUAUCGAAAUUCUGGCACCAGAACCUCUCAAAAUAUCAAAUAAUAAUAUCUCAAUACGAAUAGCUCGACGGCUUGAGCCUGAGAGGGACAGCUAAAUUCUGGUUUCCGUUGCAGCUCAACUUGAACAUCGCGAUGGCCCGGGGAAGCCAAUCGAGUACAUUCAGCGCGUCACCAUAUUUCUUCGACAGAGGCUCUCAUGGGACCGCAACCCCCAUCACGGAGCGCAUCUCGAUGGAUUCGCGUCCUAUUGUGUCGUAUUACUUCCCGAAGGGCGUGGGAGCGCAUCACUAUGGCUCGAUGCACCCAAUGAAACCACACCGGCUGACGCUGACCAACGCGCUUGUGAUGGGCUACGGACUGGACAAAAAGAUCCACUACAUCUACGACGUACGCGCUGCGACGCGCGCAGAGUUGGAAGCGUACCACGACAAAGACUACAUCGAUUUUCUCUCCAAAGUCACGCCGAUGAACUCCCAUUUGAUGCGCGAUAUGAUCGACCAGUUCAAUUGUGGCGAGGACGGCCAGGACUGUCCUAUCUUCGCGGAUAUGUACGAUUUCGCGAAGAUGUACGCGGGCGCGUCGCUGGCAGGUGCGCGGAAGUUGAUGGCGGGGACGACGGACAUCGCGAUCAACUGGUCGGGUGGACUGCACCAUGCGAAACGCGGGGAAGCUAGCGGGUUCUGUUACGUCAACGAUAUCGUUCUCGCGAUUCUCGAGAUGCUCAGAUAUCAUCCGCGGGUGCUUUACAUCGAUAUCGACAUUCACCACGGGGACGGAGUUGAAUUCGCGUUCUAUCAGUCAAACAGGGUAAUGACACUCUCAUUCCAUAAAUACACAGGGGACUUCUUUCCUGGGACGGGCAAACUGGACGAUAACGGUGACGGCCUAGGGAAGCAUUUCUGCCUGAAUGUUCCGCUCCAGGAUGGGAUCGACGACGAGAUGUAUCUGAGCACCUUCAAGACCGUCGUGAAUGACACGAUCGAUGCUUUCCGGCCGAGCGCGAUCGUGUUGCAGUGCGGCGCUGAUUCGUUAGGCUGCGAUCGAUUGGGUGCAUUCAACCUGUCGAUCGCAGCUCACGGCGAAUGCGUGAAUUUUGUCAAAAAGUUCAACAUCCCGAUGCUCGUUGUCGGCGGUGGUGGCUACACGAUCAAGAACGUCAGCCGGUGCUGGACAUACGAGACGUCAGUCCUGGUUGGGGCGGAGGUGUCGAACAAUCUCCCAGCGACGGAGUACGACUCGUUUUUCAAGGACUCGCAUUUCAAACUCCAUCCGCCACUGACGGGCAAGAUCGACAACCAGAACACGACCGCGUCGUUGCGCCGCAUCACAACCGCCAUCAAAACCAAGCUGCGCUAUCUGCAGGGCGCGCCGAGUGUGCAGAUGCAGGAAAUCCCGCCCGACAUCCAGGGCUUCCUGCACGACGAGGAGCGCACGCAGGACGAGAUAGAGGAGGAGCACGGGACCGCCCGGGCCGGCGACGCGCGCGCGGACCCACACCACACGCGUGUGCGCAACGUUGUCGACUACUUCGAGGGUGACGACGAUAACGACGGCGAGGACGACGACGACGACACUAUCGCGCCGCCACCGCCUACCAGCACCAGCCGCGCGGCACGUGCUGCGCCUAGUUCACGUCGGGGGAAAAGUGGGAGGCCGAGGGGCCGACCCCGGGGGCGGCCGAGAGGGUCCGCGGCCGCGCCGUCCACCCGGCGCAGCGUGGAAGAGGACGACGACGACUCGGAUGAUGAUGACGAUGACGAGGAGGACGACGUUUCCGUUGCGUCAGUUCCGAGACGUCGGGGACCCGGUCGACCGAGAGGCAGUCGGGCGCGCGGUCGGGGUCGAGGGGCUCCUCCGCCAGUCAGUCGCGCGUCGACAGUAUUUGAGCCUGCGAUGGACGUGGAUGAAGACGCACGUAUUAUGGACCAGGAAUUGGACGCGAUGGAUCUCUAGACAGACCUGGAUAUCUCCGUCAGGCGCUGUUAGUCGUCGACCGUUGUAACAGUGUAGGACAAUGUCGUUUGGGGUGGGUAGCUGGACAUUCGGUUGAGUUCGGCAGGAAACCACUGCAGGAAGAGGAAACAGGUAGUUUGUCGGAGUAUUGCCGUCCCGGCCUCGGAAUAUAAAACGGGUUUAAAUCUUGACAAGCAGCAGACCUGUCACAUCGAGAGGAAGCCCGGAGUGUGCCGUAAAGAAGAGGCCGCAUGCCAAGGAUGAUCCUGUCAAAAAGGCCCUCUCCGGGAAUUGAACCCAGGACCACUCCCAUCUGCACUUCUUAUCGAAGCGGGUCAACACCCGAAGGGAGUAUCA
Messenger RNA from Mycena citricolor, 2347 nucleotides. Lineage: Eukaryota; Fungi; Basidiomycota; Agaricomycetes; Agaricales; Mycenaceae. The record is from the annotation of a GenBank genome assembly.